AUAACCAAUGUAUAUCUUCUUCUUUUUUAUCAGUGUAUAUCAUUCACGUGAUUAGCAGCAACAAAGUGUGUGUAUAUAUAUAUUGUACACUGCGUUUACGAGCUACGACCCAAAAAAAAAACACCCAAUCGCAAGCCGAGAAAUGACGUCAUCAUCACCGCCUCCAAGAGACUCAAUGCUUUUGUACUGGCAGGAGAACCAGUACGACGACCGGAACGUCCAGAUUCACGGCCGGACAGUCUUCUCCGUCAUGGCUCUAUUCUCCGUUGUCCUCUUCAUCGCCGUGCUCACUCUCUACAUCCACAGGAGCUGCCUCGUUCGCGAUCCCACCAACCUCAACCCCCUGUCUCCUCCGUUCACGUCGUACGUUGGUGGAGGUCUUGACCCGGCGGAGAUUCGAAGUUUGCCGGUGGUGCUAUGCCGGAGAGAAUCUGCGGAUGAGGAGAUGGAGGAGUGUUGCAUAUGCCUCGGUGGUCUCGAAGAAGGAGAGAAGAUGAAGGUGCUUCCUCUCUGUCGCCACUGUUACCACUGCGAAUGCGUGGAUCGGUGGCUUAUGACCGAGUCGAGUUGUCCCCUCUGCCGAGUCUCGAUACGAGUCGACUCGUUGGCGUCGUUGUAGAGACAGUGAGACCGAAAGUGAUGGUGAGUAAAGAUAUUUGUUAUACAGACAGGAAUGGGUGGGAAUUAAAUGGUUACAGAUUAUUUGAAAAAAAAAAAAAUUAUGUGAAUGUCUUAGUCAAUGAUUAUGAUGUUUUUUUCACUUCCCUCUGCAGAUAUUUAUUAUUUUUAUAACAAAAAAUAAGAUAUUUAUUAUUUUAUAGUGAAGAUCUUGCUGUACUUUUAUGACAAUAGUACAGUGUAGAUAUUCUUAAACUGAAUGAUGCAGUUGACAAAAUAAAAGUCACUUUUGUUGAUAGAAUAGUAAUAACUAAUAACUAAUAACCAAGAGGCUUGGGAAACUUGGGCCUUUAAAAUAUGGGAUUUAAUGGGCCUUACGUUGGCAUCGAUUGGGCCCAAUAAACAAAAUAGAAAACGAGUCUACUCUGUAGGGUUUUGCUGUCGUAUAAAGAAGCAAUAAGAGCGAAAUGAACAAAAUCUUUUCGACUUCUCGGCCGCAUCUUUGCUGAGAGCUGCAUAUAGCAGGAGAAGUGAAGGGUUUGUCUUCUGUGGAUUCAGCAUGAGGGCUAAGUGGAAGAAGAAGCGUAUGAGGAGAUUAAAGAGGAAGAGACGAAAGAUGAGACAGCGAUCUAAGUAGUGUUUUCGAACAAACCAUCUUCUGUGUUUCUUCGUUUUAACUUUAACCAAACUCUGUUUUGAGUUUCGGUUUGAAUGUUUCGUUUGGACCAAAUUAAUAGAACGUUAUGUUUUUCUAGUAACAGUUAUGUUUUUCUAAUAACAGUUAUGUUUAUUCACAUGUUUUUCUGAUUAUAGUAUGGUGACGUUAAACUA
Brassica oleracea var. oleracea is the source of this 1449-nucleotide messenger RNA. Its product is annotated as RING-H2 finger protein ATL66-like. Lineage: Eukaryota; Viridiplantae; Streptophyta; Magnoliopsida; Brassicales; Brassicaceae. The transcript is spliced from 2 exons. The coding region runs from base 143 to 619 and encodes 158 amino acids. The record is from RefSeq and is a predicted model, not a curated record.